CCACGUGUUCCUUCUUGUCCCGAGCUCUUUCAGUUUGAGGAAGACCGAGGCAGAGAAAACUCCCUCUGGUUGGUUAGUUAGCUGGUUAGCCAGUCAGUUAGCUGGUCGGUUAGCUGGUUGGUUAGCGGCUUCGCUAUCAGGAGGACUCAGCAUCUCAGUGAGCAGCGAUGAGCAGCUGAACCAACUCAAACACAGAAACAAACACCAUGUCUGCCCUCCACUCGUCGUCGCCUCCUGCUGAGGAUCCGGUGACGCCACCGCCGAUGACCACGCCUCCUCGGAAAGCCUCGGUGGUCCGUCUCCAGGAGAGGCGGGGCUCCAACCUGUCGCUGCUAUUGGAUGUGAGCAGCUUGGGGGUGGAGCCUGUCUGUUCUGUCACCACCCCUAAAGAGGUGUGGCUUCAGCUGCUACACACGUCGACACGACCGCUAACCCACGACCUGCUGCAGGAGGCGUCUGCCGACACCAGCACCCUGAACGUAGAGUACCAGAAAAUUCCUCCAAACUUCGUGAGCGCUGCUGAGCUGGAUGUUCCCGGACACACCAUGAAGGAUCGAUAUAAAACCAUCCUGCCCAACCCAGAGAGCCGGGUGGUCCUGAGGAGCCUGGAGGAAGAGGCGGGGCCUGACCGCUACAUCAACGCCAAUUACAUCAGGGGCUACAAAGGUUCUCCCAGGUCCUACAUCGCCACCCAGGGGCCGAUGGUCCACACUGUGGGUGACUUCUGGGACAUGGUGUGGCAGGAGAGGAGCAGCAUCAUCGUCAUGGUGACCAGACUCAAGGAGAACAACGAGAAAUGUGAGGUCUACUGGCCUCAGCCGACGGACGGGACGAAGAGGGUGAUGGAGGAGGACGAGGACCAGGAGGAGGAGCUGAGCCGAAGGGAGGAAGACAAAGAAGAGACGAGUCGAUUUGGCCGAUUCCUCCUCAGAGUGAAAGACAUCCAAGAGAAGGACGGAUUCACCGUCACCGAUAUGGAGAUCCAGUUGGGUUCGGAGCGUCACUCCGUCAGACACUACUGGUUCACCUCGUGGCCCGACCACCACAUCCCACAAUGCACUGCUCCUCUGCUGAGGCUGGUGGACGAGGUGGAGACGUACAGGAAGUCCCUGGUACCGCCCACCGGCCCUCAGCCAAUCACAGACCUCGGCCCUGGUCCUGGUCCAAUCAUUGUCCACUGCAGUGCAGGUAUCGGCAGAACCGGCUGCUUCAUCGCCGGCAGCAUCGGCUGCCAGCAGCUCAGAGACAGCGGCCAGGUGGACGUCCUGGAGACGGUCUGUCAGCUGAGGCUGGACAGGGGCGGGAUGAUCCAGACCACCGAGCAGUACCAGUUCCUCUACUCCACUCUGGCCCAGUACAGCCGCCAACUGCAGCACCAGCAGGACCAGAACCAGAACCAGCCCACCACACCCCCACAGAACCAGCAGAACCCAGAGGACCAGGUCAGUGUUCAUCUGCAGAACCUCCAGCUGGACAGCAGACAGAGCAGGAGGAACUGAUGAGAACCAGAACCUGAACCACCAGCAGCAUCUUCAGAGACAUCAUCAGAACCUGAACACCAGCAGCACAACCCACAGAACCGACGGAGGAACCGCAGGGGGAACCGGCAGCAUCAAGAGCCCCAGAACUGUGGAGAACCUGAGGAUGUUCCACCGCAGAGAGAGAGAGAAUGUGACGAGAACGUUCCUCCCAGUGUUCUGAUCGGAUCAGUUCAAUAAAACAGGAAAGUUCUGCCUCCA
This is a messenger RNA of Amphiprion ocellaris (clown anemonefish), 1739 nucleotides long. RefSeq names its product protein tyrosine phosphatase non-receptor type 7. Lineage: Eukaryota; Metazoa; Chordata; Actinopteri; Pomacentridae. Gene Ontology annotation, molecular function: protein tyrosine phosphatase activity. Gene Ontology annotation, biological process: protein dephosphorylation. Bases 207 to 1499 code for a protein of 430 amino acids. The record is from RefSeq and is a predicted model, not a curated record. The transcript has 11 exons.